Molecule: messenger RNA, 1282 nt
Organism: Juglans microcarpa x Juglans regia
Lineage: Eukaryota; Viridiplantae; Streptophyta; Magnoliopsida; Fagales; Juglandaceae
Product: myb-related protein 308-like
Exons: 3
Coding region: 288-1235 (315 amino acids)
Source: RefSeq, a predicted model, not a curated record
AAGAAAUAUGCCCAAGAUGGUAACGUAUAUGGAAGCAGAAGAAAAAAUGAAGAAAAGUAGAAAAGGGAAGUCAUACAAAGUCAAGCUGCUAGCUCGCUGGCUACUUUUUAAGGCAGCUAGCUCGCUGAUCCACCAAUGCCAUAACUUGGAAACUCUUCACCACAUGAGCAAAAGUGUUAUUUUAUGUCUAUAUUGUUUGGAUCAGAGUUGUUUGCGUAUAUGAGUUUUCCUUCUUGAUCUGAGUCUCUAUCGAUCUGUCAGUCUUUACUUAGGUUUUUUGGGUAGCCAUGGGAAGAGCUCCAUGCUGUGACAAAGCUAACGUGAAGAGAGGAUCUUGGUCUCCAGACGAAGAUGCGACUCUCAAGGCCUACAUCGACACUCAUGGCACUGGUGGAAACUGGAUGGCUUUGCCUGCAAAAGCUGGCCUGAGGCGAUGUGGAAAAAGUUGCCGUUUACGAUGGCUGAAUUAUCUCAGGCCAGAUAUCAAGCAUGGAGGUUUUACUGAAGAAGAUGACUACAUUAUUUGUACCCUCCACAGCCAAAUUGGGAGCAGAUGGUCUGUGAUUGCCUCUCAGUUACCUGGAAGGACAGACAAUGAUGUGAAGAACUAUUGGAACACCAAAUUGAAGAAGAAGUUAGGAAAUAUUCUCAGUGUCGACAUAACAAAAAGUCAUGACAAAGUUGAUCAUGUUGGCUCAAAACCCAAAUCCCUGCCCUGCGUCUCGGGAGCUGAAAUCCAUAGUUCUGUUAAUGUUUCAUCUUCCCAAAAUCGAAACCCCAGUACUUCUUUUGGAUUAUCUGCUAAUUUUCACAGCCUGAGUUCAGAUCCAAUUAACCAGACAUAUUCUCCAGAGCUCAAUAUGGAUGUUCCAGAUCAAUUCAUGAGUACUAGUGCAAGUACUUCAAGGAACAGUACUACUUCUACUCGCAAUAAUAUUGUUUCAAGCAUCUCAAAUUCGUCUGCUACUUUUGGUCUGGACAGGUGUGUCUCAUUGGCUGGAAAUUCAUGUGAGGUGGUCUAUGGUUCUGGGGUUUUAAUGGAUUUUACUGGCUUCGGAUCUCCUUAUAAUAUUAAUGUUCCUGACAUUAAUUAUAGACUAUCAUGUUUUCAAGACAAAGCUGGUGAAGUUUCCCCCAGUAUGCCUUGCUACCAAAAUAUGGGUGAUUUUGCAUUUGCUGAUAUUAGGCCUCAAGGUCAUGUGCUUCAUGAUCCAAGUGUUAGAGAUCGAUAUUGAAAGAGCAAAUUAUAUGUAAAUCCUAUGUCCAGUAUAUGAGUAAAAUA